Dendrobium catenatum is the source of this 2638-nucleotide messenger RNA. RefSeq names its product ABC transporter E family member 2. Gene Ontology annotation, biological process: translational initiation; ribosomal subunit export from nucleus; translational termination. The record is from RefSeq and is a predicted model, not a curated record. Gene Ontology annotation, molecular function: ATP binding; ATP hydrolysis activity; ribosomal small subunit binding. The transcript is spliced from 13 exons. The coding region runs from base 369 to 2186 and encodes 605 amino acids. Lineage: Eukaryota; Viridiplantae; Streptophyta; Magnoliopsida; Asparagales; Orchidaceae.
GAGGCGCUAGGGUUUGCUUUUUCAUAUUCUCUGCUUCGUCGUUGCGGUUCGACUUCGUUGCUUCGCGGGAGGUAGAUUUUUGCACGUGUUGCUUCGGUUCCUUCGUUGCUGUUCGACUUCGCUCCUUCGACGACGUUCCCUUCCUGUGGGAUUGGAAGUCACGACAUUUUGAUCGGAAACAACGACGGGAGCUCGCUCGCUGUGAGGGACUUCUCCUUGAAAGAAAAUCAGGAAGAGGCGGUCUUAAACCCUUAUUAGCUGCGUUUGCUCCUUCUGGAUUGUUUUAUCAGCUGGUCCAAUAAUCGUUGCGGCAGCGGGAUAGAGGUCAGGCUUUCAUAUUGUGGAUCUGUUGAUUCCGGUGGGGCGAGAUGGCGGAUAGAUUGACUCGGAUCGCCAUCGUCAGUUCCGAUCGGUGUAAACCAAAAAAAUGCCGCCAGGAGUGCAAGAAGAGUUGUCCUGUGGUGAAAACAGGGAAACUUUGCAUAGAGGUCGUACCUUCCGCAAGAAUUGCUUUCAUUUCUGAAGAACUAUGCAUUGGAUGUGGUAUCUGUGUCAAGAAAUGUCCUUUUGAGGCAAUUCAAAUUAUUAAUCUACCAAAGGACCUUGACAAAGAUACAACUCAUCGUUACGGGCCAAACACAUUCAAGCUGCAUAGGCUACCAGUACCUAGACCUGGGCAAGUUCUGGGCCUUGUUGGAACAAAUGGUAUCGGGAAGUCUACUGCCCUUAAAGUGCUAGCUGGAAAAUUAAAACCCAAUUUGGGACGAUUUAAUAAUCCCCCUGAUUGGCAGGAAAUCUUGACAUACUUCCGUGGAUCUGAACUUCAGAAUUAUUUCACACGAAUUUUGGAAGACAACCUAAAGGCAAUUAUCAAACCACAAUAUGUUGAUCACAUUCCCAAAGCUGUCCAAGGAAAUGUUGGCCAGGUACUUGACCAGAAGGAUGAGAGAGAUAAGAAGGUGGAGUUGUGCAGAGACCUCGAGUUGAAUCAAGUCAUUGACCGCAAUGUCGGUGAUUUAUCUGGUGGAGAAUUGCAGAGGUUUGCUAUUGCUGUGGUUGCUGUGCAAAAUGCUGAGAUAUAUAUGUUUGAUGAGCCAUCCAGCUAUCUUGAUGUGAGGCAAAGGCUUAAAGCUGCACAAGUUAUUCGGUCUUUGCUCAGACCAAACAGCUAUGUGAUUGUCGUGGAGCAUGAUCUAAGCGUCUUGGAUUACUUGUCCGAUUUCAUUUGUUGCUUAUAUGGGAAGCCAGGAGCUUAUGGGGUUGUUACUUUACCCUUUUCUGUACGGGAAGGCAUCAACAUUUUCUUGGCUGGUUUUGUCCCUACUGAGAAUCUGCGCUUUAGGGACGAAUCACUUACUUUUAAGGUUGCCGAGACACCUCAGGAGAGUGCUGAGGAGAUUCAGACAUAUCAGCGUUAUAGGUAUCCCACUAUGAUUAAAGCUCAGGGUAAUUUCAAACUUUCUGUGAUGGAGGGUGAAUUUACAGACUCCCAGAUCAUUGUGAUGCUUGGGGAGAAUGGAACUGGGAAAACAACAUUUAUUCGCAUGCUGGCUGGAUUGCUGAAGCCUGACUCUGUUGAAGGUUCAGAUGUUGAAAUACCUGAAUUUAAUGUUUCAUAUAAGCCUCAAAAAAUCAGUCCCAAGUUUCAAUCUACUGUGAGACACUUGUUACAUCAAAAAAUUCGAGACUCAUAUAUGCAUCCUCAAUUUGUUUCUGAUGUUAUGAAACCAUUGCAAAUUGAGCAACUGAUGGACCAAGAAGUUAUGAAUCUGUCUGGUGGAGAGUUGCAAAGGGUUGCGUUGUGCCUAUGCCUUGGGAAGCCAGCGGACAUAUAUCUGAUUGAUGAGCCUAGUGCUUAUCUUGACUCCGAGCAGCGUAUUGUUGCAUCAAAGGUGAUAAAGAGGUUUAUUCUGCAUGCAAAGAAAACAGCUUUUGUUGUGGAGCAUGAUUUCAUAAUGGCAACUUAUCUCGCGGACAAAGUGAUUGUUUAUGAGGGAAAACCGUCUGUGGAUUGUAUUGCUAAUACUCCUCAGACAUUGGUAUCUGGGAUGAAUCGCUUCUUAUCUCAUCUUGAUAUUACAUUUAGACGAGAUCCGACUAAUUAUCGACCUCGCAUAAACAAGUUGGAUUCCACAAAAGAUAGGGAACAGAAAUCUGCAGGGUCUUAUUACUACUUGGAUGAUUGACAGGCUCACAAAUCAAAUGAAAGAAGGUUUAUUUAUUGCCCACAGUGAAACUGAAGAGAGCUCAAUAUAAAAAAGCUUCUGCAAAUCGGUUCAUUUUCCCGUUGGAUUGAAGCUUUAUUCUCGAAAGUUUCAGUUCUCUGCAACUUUUUUAUAAUGUAUGAGAAGAGUAAUUGAGGCCCAGGGAACUGUGCUAAUAAGGACCUCUACAGUUAAAUUUUGCUGAUCCUUACCAAGCUGCGACGCCGGUGUAAGGUUUGCCCCCACUGUUUGUCUGAGUUUAGUGAGCUUAGUCGUAUAUUAUUCAGGUUGAAGAGUUAUUUGUAGAGAUUGAAAAUUUUGAAUUUGUAGACUUAUAAAGGACAUGAUUUGUGUGAUCUAUAUUAUUGUAUUUAUCAAUGAUAUUUUAUGGUGAAAUUAAAACUGUGAUAACUGCUUGUUUGCCUAAUUGGUCA